UGAAAACACGAAAGCUGACACGAAGACGUGUUUGACAGUCUAAUCGCGUUGAAUUAUUGAUAAAAUAACUCAUUCCUUCACUGAUUCUAACUGAAAUGACAAGAUGUGGUCUUUCUUUAGUCGAGAUCCCACUAAAGACUUUAAUUAUGAAAUCGGAGAGCCCGUUGCUGGCUUAGAGGGGAAGAGUAUUUGGACACUUUAUAAUGGAAAGAAGAAGGCAACAGGUGAACGGGUCUCUAUUUUUAUGUUUGAUGUGAAAUCAGCCAGUGAAUCACAGUUAAUGGUAGCAAAAGGAGCCUUUAAAAGAAUCAAAACUUUACGACAUCCAAAUUUUCUCACAUUUCUAGAUGGGAUAGAGACAGAGAAAGUGCUGUAUAUAGCCACAGAAUGGGUGACACCUUUAGAAACCUAUUUACAGAAUGACGAUGGGGAUAGAAAAAAUGAAUUAGCAAUAUCCUGGGGACUUCAUCAAAUUAUUAAAGGUUUGUCGUUUUUAGUGAAUGAUUGUCGAUUGAUCCAUAACAACGUCUGUCUGUCAUCUGUAUUUGUGGAUCAGGCUGGUGAAUGGAAACUAGGUGGAGUUGAAUAUAUGUAUUCUACCGAGGGCUCUGAUUCUUUUCCUCCUGUAAAAAUAUUUCCGGCUCUAGAAAGAUAUGAUCCUCCUGAAAAAACAGAUAACAGAACUCGACCAAAGGGGGAAGCCUGGUCAUCAGAUAUGUGGGGAUUAGGUUGUUUAAUAUGGGAAGCCUUCAAUGGAACAUUACCAAGGACCUCAUCUUUAAAAUCUCUAGGAAAGAUACCUAAGAGUUUAGUCCCCUGUUACUGUGAAUUAGUUGGUGCAAACCCUAAAGCUCGACCAAAUCCAGCCAGAACAAUAGAGUUGUCUAGGAAACCAAAUGGAUUUAUGAAGAAUGAAUUUGUUGAUACUAUGUUAUUUUUAGAAGAAAUACAGAUUAAAGAUGCAGGAGACAAGACAAAGUUUUUUUCCAGUUUAACUAAGUCUAUUGAUAGUUUUCCUCCGAUGUUUUGUCGUCAUAAAAUACUUCCACAACUGCUGAAUGCGUUUGAAUACGGAAACGCUGGCUCAUCAGUAUUAGCACCUUUAUUUAAGUUAGGUAAAAUGUUAGAUAGUGAUGAAUAUCAGAAGAAAAUAGUUCCAUGUGUUGUUAAACUUUUCUCGUCACCAGAUCGUAAUACCAGAGUUAAACUUUUACAACAGGUUGAUUUAUUCGUAGAACAUUUAAAUAAUGAUACAGUCAAUAAUCAGAUAUUUCCUAAUAUAGCUACAGGUUUCAUGGAUACAGUUCCCAUAGUUAGAGAAUGUACGAUCAAGGCAAUGUUACAUCUAGCACCAAAAUUAAAUUAUAAAAAUCUUAACGAAGAAUUGAUGAAACAUUUUGCCCGACUUCAGUCUAAAGAUGAUCAGGGUGGUAUAAGAACUAAUACAACUGUUUGUUUAGGUAAAAUAUCCAUGUAUCUUAGUCCUACAAUAAGACAGAAGAUAAUAUGUUCAGCAUUUUUACGAGCGUUAAAAGAUCCAUUUCCACCACAACGACAAGCUGGUAUCCUAGCAAUGGCUGCCACACAGAACUACUUUAAUUUACAGGAAGUAGCCCAGCGUCUGCUACCAUCUUUAUGUGGUAUGACCAUGGAUCCUGAUAAAGGUGUUCGUGAUCAGAGUUUUAAAGCCAUUAAAGGAUUUAUUGCAAAAUUAGAAAAAGUCUCAGAAAAUCCAGAACUGUUGGAAGACAUGGAGCGUGAAGUUAUGACAGGAGGUAGUGCUGGGGGUGGUAGUGGUUGGGCCGGAUGGGCUGUAACUGGUAUGACAUCAUUAACAUCUAAAAUCUACAGUAAAGCUACAACAGCAAGACCAGCUAAUAAACCAGGUGUUGAGAAUAGAACAAGUCCUCCGAAACAAACGGCUCCAUCUACUACAGCAAGUAAUCAGGGAGAGACAACUCCUAAACCAUCCAUGAAUUAUCAACAACCAGAAGAAGUUGAAGAGGAGGAAGAAACUGGUGGUGAUGAUGAUUGGGGAAAUAGUGGUUGGGGGGAUAUGGAUGAAUCUGAUGUAGAUGGUAAAGAUGAAGUAAAAGUAUCUGGUAAUGAUGGCUGGGAUGAUGGUGAUGAAGAUGAUUGGGGUAGUUUAGAAGAUCCAACGCCUACUUCUAUAAAUAAUAAGUCGAGUAAAUCUAGUAAGGGAGGUAAAUCUGGUGAAUGGGGAGAUUGGGGAGAUGAUUUUGUAAGUACUGAAGGAUCUGGUCUACCAUCAGCGAGUAGUUAUAACUGGGGACAGACGGAAAAUACUGAUGAUUUCUUCUCAGCUAACAUGUCAAAAGAAAAGCCAAGAUCCCGACAAGGAACUCCUGUUAGAAAAACCACACCACCUCGUCAGAAUCCAGACAGCAGCAUGCCUGCCAAACCUAAGCUGUCUACUAGUCAAUCUACGCCACCUAAAAGUGUUGAUGGUUGGGAAGUAGAGGAGAGUGGAUGGGGAGAGGGGGAUGGAUGGAAUAAUGACUCCUGGGCUACAGGCUCCAAUAAAUCUGAUGACAAACAACGUCGGGAGGAGAAAAAACUACAGAGACAGCGUGAAUUACAAGAAAAACGGGAGGCUAGAAAGGCUAGCGGUGCAAUGAAACUUGGUGCCAAAAAGAUGGCGCAAUCCUAGCAUCAAUUCCUGCCAUAACAAAACUCUGUUAGUGCUUAUCCUAUUUAUUUCUGUGAACUUUCUUCAGGAAGCUGGACAAUAAUUCUACAGAUUUGUUCACUGGACAACAAUUCUACAGGACAAACACGUGACCGGUCUCCAAUAUGACAUCAGUUUUUUUGCUUGUUUGAUUUGGGUUUGGAAUCUCUCUCUGACAUUUUUUGUGUUUAAAAGAUUUGAUGCAGGAAACAAGAAAUUAAUACCAGGAAAAAAAAAUUAAAUGUUUAAAAUAACGGCACUGAUCUUGAUCGGUCAUUUAUCACAGCUUAAUCCACGCCAAAAUGUAUUCAAAUUUAAUUUUAAUAAUAAAAUGAACAGUAGAUAACCUUUCAGCUGAUAUUUCCCAUUGAUAUUUAUUAAUUAUUAGAUAUUGUGCCAAAAAUGACCGAUACUAUGAUACUAAUUCACAGUUAAAGAUUAUACACACAAACAUAAUCCUGUAUUCCAUGAAGGAUAGGUCGUUAUAUAAGUCAAGUUUUGUGCAAUAGUAACUCUUAUGUCUACUUUCACUUAUCCCAAAGGGUGGCUUACUUGAGCCAAAGUCUUUCUUAUUUUAGAUAUUAAUUAACAGUAGAAUAACGGCUAGAAAUAAUACUGAAUAAUGUCACUUAAAUAGCCAAGUCUCUAAUUCAAAAUCAUCCAACGUCAAUUUAUUUGUCAAUUUAAAUCAACAGUGAUGUUGUGAUUUUACCGGGAAAAGAUGGGCUUCUGAUAUCCUAUAUUUAAGACAAAAUAAACAUUUUACCAUUGGUACAUAAAUCGUGUACCCUAAUAUGUUUCGGCGUAGAGGUCUUUAGCAGUGGGAGGAAACCAGAGAAAACCCACAAGGUUGGACAGGCGACGCUACUCCUUGUCAUAUACAACUGGGGAAUCGAAACCACGCCAGUUGACCCAAUGACAGACCUUAUGAUACUAUGCGCACACGCUAACCAUUCUGCCAUGCCCCCCUUUCUAGUAUAUAGAGUUCCUGUUGAAUUAUAUGACGAUAUUUAGAUUGUAUACAUCCUAUAUGGUUAGAAGUAUAAUAUAUAUAGUUGUCUAGUCCCUCCUGAACAGAAAUACAUUCGACCUACGAUCAUUUAUCAAAUAUAGGGUGGCUCAGUGAGUAAGAUGUUGGCUCGCUAAUCCAGGGGACGUUAAACCCCAUUUCAUUUCAUAUCAAAUAUAAUAUCAGUCAAACUAAUCCUGGUUUAUUCUGUUCAGUGGGGAGUAUCAUACUCUCUCCAGGCCGAAAAAAAUAAUCAUUUUAGGUGUAUAUGUAAAUGAUGGGGAUUGUAUGACGUGCGCUAUAUCAUAAGGUCUGUCAUUGAGUCAACUGGUGUGGUUUCGAUUCCCCGGCUGUACGUGACAAGGAGUAGGGUCAUCUGUCCAACCUCGUGGGUUUUCUCUGGGUCCUCCGGUUUCCUCCUGCGAAUUAUGGAAAUAAAAUUGAACUAUAUGUUAGUCCCAAAAUGACCUAGUUUGUGUCAAGUGGACCUUAAACACCAUUUUUGUCUCUCGUGUAAAAGACAAUACCUGGCAUUUUGAUUCUUGUGCCUGACAUGUAUUAUUAUAAAACAUAUGUGAUCCAGACGAAACAACAGUCUGGCGAACAACAAUUGGUGCUUGUUGUCUGUGUCUGGCGCCGCCUAUUUUUCGUGAUAUACACGUAUAUGUAGAUAUAUAACGUGACCUGUGAUAGAUAAAUGAGUUGAAAAUAGCAAGUCAUUAUUUACAAUAAUUAUAUUGAACAAAAAUAUUGAAAUAGGCUGAAAAUGAAAGUAAAAAAAACAACACUUACUUGAUUUGUCAAAUAUAAACUUUCAUUCAAAAGAUGUUUGACAUUCUUGUUGACUACCCGGACGAUUUAGCUGCUGUGGGCGUAUGUUUCGUUGCCCGGCAACCUAUUUUUGUUCAUAUAGUAAAAGACUUGUGAACUCAGUUUGCUAUCAUGUGUCUCAUAUAAUGGGGUAAUGCAGGUUUUACUAUGGCUAGUUAUCAGUAUUUUACAGAAUAUAUUUUGUUGCAUGAAUGAAUGAAUUUGUUAAUAAAACUAUUACUAUUUAA
This is a messenger RNA of Patella vulgata (common limpet), 4756 nucleotides long. Its product is annotated as N-terminal kinase-like protein. NCBI's taxonomy places the organism in Eukaryota, Metazoa, Mollusca, Gastropoda, Patellidae. Bases 104 to 2671 code for a protein of 855 amino acids. Gene Ontology annotation, biological process: protein phosphorylation. The transcript is spliced from 20 exons. The record is from RefSeq and is a predicted model, not a curated record. Gene Ontology annotation, molecular function: ATP binding; protein kinase activity.